This is a messenger RNA of Lichtheimia ornata, 2256 nucleotides long. Its product is annotated as dihydropteroate synthase. The transcript has a single exon. NCBI's taxonomy places the organism in Eukaryota, Fungi, Mucoromycota, Mucoromycetes, Mucorales, Lichtheimiaceae. The record is from RefSeq and is a predicted model, not a curated record. The coding region runs from base 1 to 2256 and encodes 751 amino acids. Gene Ontology annotation, molecular function: dihydropteroate synthase activity; dihydroneopterin aldolase activity; 2-amino-4-hydroxy-6-hydroxymethyldihydropteridine diphosphokinase activity. Gene Ontology annotation, cellular component: mitochondrial envelope. Gene Ontology annotation, biological process: tetrahydrofolate biosynthetic process.
AUGGAGACUGAAGGCGAACCAAAACAUCUCGACAAGAUUCUUAUCAAGAAUCUCGUGCUCAAGAACGUCACCGGUGUGGAUUCAUGGCAACGGCUAAAGUCGCAACCCGUGGUGAUCAGCGUGUGGCUCUACACUGACAUUACAGCAGCUGGCAACUCUGACCAUGUGACGAACUCGAUCCAUUAUGGCCAUGUUACCAAGGCGAUUACCAAGUUGGCCGAGACAAGCACCUUCAAGUCGAUUGAGGCUUUGGGUCAUGCUAUCUUGCGUUUAUGCUGUGUCGACUUUAAGGCUGAGCGUACCGCUGUGCGUGUGGAACAACCCAAGGCAUUAUUACAUGCGGCUGCUGCAGGCGUGCAAUUAAGCCGUACGCGUGCUGAUUUCGAGUCGAUUCAAGAGAACGGUGAAACAGUGGGCGAUGUAUCUGGAUUGGGCGUGGAUGAUAUGGUGUUCGUUAAGGAUCUUCGAUUGUCGACCAUUAUUGGUGUGAACCCGUGGGAACGUGAGGAGAAGCAAGUUGUGCUUAUCAACUUGACGGUGUAUCCAUCCAAGAUCCUGUUUUCUGAUACGGAGGCCAAUAAGAGCUACCACAUGCGAACCAUGGUACGCACAUUGACUCGUCACAUUGAAUCAUCUGGAUACAAGACCGUGGAAGCAUUUGCUGUCACUGUUGCACGUAUUGCUUUGGAAAAAUGCCAUGUCAACAAGAUUCGUGUGCGUCUCGAGAAGCCAAGCGCCAUUUUAUUUGCGGAUGCGUCUGGUAUUGAAGUAACACGUGAUCGACAUUGGUUGAAUCGUAUGCUUGAGGAAGAGAGAAAAUCGCGUCGCACUUUUGCACAUCACGUGGAAGCCGGCAAGGAGAUCCCAGCUGAAUACACACAUACAGCUUAUAUCGCAUUGGGAAGCAACAUGGGCGAUCGCGUAGGCAACCUUUACACUGCACUUGAAAUGCUUGAAAACGAAUGUCAAUCGGUUGUACUCGAUACCAGCUUUUUGUAUGAGACACCACCCAUGUAUUAUACUGAGCAACCCGCUUUCCUCAACGCUGUAUGUAAAAUCGCCACUUGCCUUGAUCCACAUGCAUUGCUUGAACGCCUCAAACAUGUUGAAAGCACCCUUGGUCGCACCGCAAGCUUCCGUAACGCACCACGACCUGUUGAUUUGGAUAUUCUCUUCUACAACGACCUUGUCUUGGAAACGGAGACAUUGACCAUUCCUCAUAUCGGCAUUCAAGAACGUGAAUUUGUGCUAUGGCCUCUUUGUGACAUUGCAAAGGAUAUGGAGCAUCCCAAGUUGUACAAGACAUGUGGUCAAUUGUUGUCACAGCUUCUCAAGGUUGCUGCUGAGCAUGAACAAGGACCUGCCAAGAUUGAUAAGGUGAUCCCUAUCCAGCCUGGUCAGCUGUGGGCAUGGAAACGCAAGACGUAUAUCAUGGGUAUCCUCAACACAACCCCUGACAGCUUCUCUGAUGGUGGCAAUUACAUUGAUAUUGAUCAAGCUGUGGCAGCUGCAGAGCAAAUGAAGGUGGAUGGUGCUGAUAUUAUUGACAUUGGUGGCAUGUCAACUCGUCCUGGAGCUGAUGAUCAAUUCCCUGCUGAGGAAGAAAUUCGUCGUGUGGUCCCUGUUAUCAAAAAGUUGCGUGAACGUGGAUUUGAUCUACCCAUCUCGAUUGAUACUUUCCGUGCCUCUGUUGCUGAGGCUGCUGUGGCAGCAGGUGCCAACUUGAUCAACGACAUUAGCGGUGGUGCACGCGAUCCUGAAAUGUUGGCAGUCAUGGCAAAAUCCAAGGUGCCUGUGUGUCUUAUGCAUAUGCGUGGCGAUGCCAAAACGAUGAUGGCCAAGGAGAAUGUCACUUAUGACAAUGAUGACGUUGUCGAGGAUGUGUCUUUACGUUUGCAACAUCUUGUUCAACAAGCGAUUGCUGCCGGUGUUUGUCGAUGGAAUAUCAUUAUCGAUCCUGGUCUCGGAUUUGCAAAGACAACCAAGCAUGAUAUUGAAAUCUUGCGUCGUUUGCGUGACAUGACUCAUGAUCACGAUUCGCCACUUGAAGGUCUUCCAUCGCUUAUGGGUCCUAGUCGCAAAAAGUUCAUUGGCAAUCUCACUGGUGUCUCUGAAGCCAAGGAUCGAACUUAUGGUACUGCUGCUGCUGUUGCUGCAAGUAUUGCUGGUGGAGCGAAUAUUAUGCGUGUCCAUGAUGUGCGUCCUAUGUGGGAAGUUACCCAAGUAUGCGACUCUGUUUGGAAACAAGAUGUAUGA